AGUCAACAUACAAGAAUAAAAACACCGAGGCGUGGAUCUAUACUAUAAUAACAAGCAAUCGGGUUCAUUUUAGCGAGAAGCCCUAAACAGUCCCCAGCGAAUCUAUUCUUGGCUCUGUUAAUCCCGCGUUACUUGCAAUCCAUCGCCCGCAUUAAUAUUCACAUGGUAUCUUUUAAUAUUGUUUAUUAUUAAAACGGUAGAAUCUGAUCCACGAUGUUGUAGUUCUUGUUGUGUCGUCACACCGGGCUUGGACUCAAUCUGAUCAAUGGAGACAAGCUGUAUCGUGGAAUUACGCGUCAGUGAUCCAGUGGUCCAAAAAAUAAAAGUUGAAUUUAGUACGUCAGAUGGAAUGGUAAGCGCGAAACGGUAGUGUUAGCGUUAAUGCUGACGGGAUAAUAAAAAAAGAACAUUAUAAAUAUAACGAAAUUAUUAUAUCAAAUUAUCGUAUUGACGAUAUUGACAAUACUAACUGAACUCUACUUGGAUUUGUAAUGAAAUGUUAUCAUGGGAUCUGCUGAAAAGUCGAGGUGUUCUUUUAAAACCAGUAUGAGGAAAACCAUUAAUACAAGCAUUUUCUUGGAGUUAUUAGUUUUGUCAGUAAUCCUCCUGACACCAUUUGCAGAAUCAUUGUCAACAAGAGACAUACGAUUGGUUCGCCGAGAACGGUCCGUCACUGGUAGAUCAAUCUCAUUUUGGGGGGCAUGGGGACCGUGGUCUGGCUGUUCACGAUCGUGUGGUGGCGGUGUAGCCUCUCAAGUUAGGCCAUGUCUACGAAGAAGACGCUCAGGGACCAUUGGGGUUGGUCAUCAUUGUGUUGGACUUUACAGGCAAUACAAGCAGUGCAAUACAAAGCCUUGUUCAUAUGGAAGCAAAGAUUUCCGAACGGAGCAAUGUGAAACCUACAAUAACAUACCAUUUAUGGGCAAAUUUUAUGAUUGGUAUGCAUUUGUAAAAGAGCCAAUGGUUUGUGAGUUAAAUUGCCGGGCAACUGGAUAUCGUUUCUAUGCUAAGCAUGCCGAUAAAGUUGUAGAUGGAACAGUUUGCAGACCGGGAUCCACGGACGUGUGUGUCAACGGGAUGUGCAAGGUAGGGACCAUCAAAGAUUAUUGUGGGUGUGGCCUGUUGUUGAUGCUUGUAAAGAGUAUUGCUUAUUGA
Molecule: messenger RNA, 1155 nt
Organism: Anneissia japonica
Lineage: Eukaryota; Metazoa; Echinodermata; Crinoidea; Comatulida; Comatulidae
Product: thrombospondin type-1 domain-containing protein 4-like
Exons: 6
Coding region: 505-1155 (216 amino acids)
Biological process (GO): extracellular matrix organization
Cellular component (GO): extracellular matrix
Molecular function (GO): metalloendopeptidase activity
Source: RefSeq, a predicted model, not a curated record